Dentiscutata erythropus is the source of this 177-nucleotide messenger RNA. The record is from the annotation of a GenBank genome assembly. NCBI's taxonomy places the organism in Eukaryota, Fungi, Glomeromycota, Glomeromycetes, Diversisporales, Gigasporaceae.
AUGGAUGAAAGUUUUAAAGAUUAUAGUGGUAUUGUAACUAUAGCCGAGAAAUGGUUUCAUAUACCAAAGGUGAUAUAUCGCACAUAUGAUUUUCGAAUUGGAAUCGAUGAAUAUGUUUUGAAAGAUGACAACGAGCUUCGUGAAAAAAUGAAAAAAGUUAUGAAAGUAAUUGAGUAA